This is a messenger RNA of Neopsephotus bourkii (Bourke's parrot), 1612 nucleotides long. It is a transcript of the gene THUMPD2, whose product is annotated as THUMP domain containing 2. The transcript has 10 exons. Gene Ontology annotation, biological process: tRNA methylation. The coding region runs from base 8 to 1480 and encodes 490 amino acids. Gene Ontology annotation, molecular function: tRNA (guanine) methyltransferase activity; RNA binding. NCBI's taxonomy places the organism in Eukaryota, Metazoa, Chordata, Aves, Psittaciformes, Psittacidae. The record is from RefSeq and is a predicted model, not a curated record.
GGACAAGAUGGCGGCAGCGGGGGGCGGGCGGUACUUCUGCACGGCGGGCCGCGGGCUGGAGCCGUUCCUAGAGCGGGAGGUGCGGGCAAGGCUCGGCGCCACGGAGGUGGACUGCAUCUCGGGAAAGGUGUUCUUCAGCACAGAGGCGGACCCGGGCGAGCUGAGGAAGCUCAAGUCUGGAGAGCGGCUGUUCUUGCUGCUCAAGAAGCACCCAGCGCUUACGGUUGUUAGAAAUAAAGGGAAAAUGCUGCAUGACAUUAAAAGCCUUUUCAUUGAAGAGCCAAAGUAUUGGUGGGACGUUAUCUCUAUUUGGAGAAACCUUCAUGGGUGUGAGGGUAAAAAAGAUGAUGUCUUUCAAGAAAAUCCAUUGCCUCUCAAGAGAAAAUCAGAAGAGACAGAUACUGCAACUAAAAGGCAGAGGACAGAACAAGUGAGACAGACUGUGUCUGAGGAACAUCAGCCAGAAGCUGGAGAGAGGUGUGUGAUACCAGAGGACUGCCAGACUGAAAGCGAGACUUCCUUAGAAGACUCUUCCAAAAGCAGUGGAAAGAAAGCUAUUGCAAAUGAGCAGCUUAACUUCAGUUUCAGAGUUUCUUGCCGUUGUAGUGGAGCAGUUGCCAAAGUACUUACGUCACAGGAGAUUGGAAGAGCUGUUGGUGUGACGCUAAUGAAGCAGUGUGGCUGGCAAGCUGAUCUGCGGGACCCUGAUGUAGAGAUCUUCCUACAUCUUAAUGAUGUUCACUCUGUGGUGGGGAUUCCUCUUUUCAGGCUUCCUUUGGCAAACAGAGAGUACAUCAAGACGCCAGGACUGCGGUCAACAAUUGCAUGGGCCAUGGCAUCUCUGGCUGAAAUCAGUGCUGGUGCCUUUGUGCUGGAUCCCAUGUGUGGGCUGGGAACGAUACUGCUGGAAGCUGCCAAAGAGUGGCCUGAAGCCUGUUACUGGGGUGCUGAUAUAAGUGAUUCACAGUUAGAGGGUGCAGAUGUGAAUAUUAGGACUGCAGGCCUGAUGGAUAAGAUUGAAUUACUUAAAGCUUCUGUGAAAGCGUUACCAUUGCCUUCAGAAAGCUUCGACGCUGUGAUUUCAGAUAUUCCAUUUGGGAAGAAGUUCAAGAUCACAAAAGACAUACAGAUCCUACCAGAUAUUCUCCAGGAAAUGGAGAGGCUACUUCGUGUUGGAGGGACUGUUGUAUUGCUGCUGAGCCGUGAUCUCCACAAGCGCAUGGAUGACAUUACCAAGUGUAUUGAACACAACUCCCCUGGCGCCAUUUCUGAUGGUACAAGUGAAACCACCACUGCAGAAGACCUGCAUGCUGAUGGAAAUUCUUCCUCCUUGGUGAAUGGUGUUGAAGAAUCCUUUCUGAAUAGUAGACAGACAUGUUUUGGAUCUCUGGUUCUAGAUGGUGUCUAUGCUGUUAGUCUUGGAAAGACAGAUGCUUUUGUACACAAAUAUAAGAAGAUUUCUACUGCUGGGAAUCAGUAGCUUUCUUGCACUGUGCCUAAGUGAACUUGAGCCCUUGUACACUUGAAAAGCAGCACGGCAGUGAUCUGCUGGAACCCUGCUAAUCCAAACAAACCCUUGUGUUUGUUAGCUCACCUCACUUCCUUUGAAUGU